Messenger RNA from Eruca vesicaria subsp. sativa (arugula), 480 nucleotides. NCBI's taxonomy places the organism in Eukaryota, Viridiplantae, Streptophyta, Magnoliopsida, Brassicales, Brassicaceae. The record is from the annotation of a GenBank genome assembly.
AUGUGGUGGUGCCUUCUUUUCCAUGACAUGAACAUUUUAUUGUACAAAAGCCGAUUCACUUUUCAGAAGCCUGCAACUUCUCAAUCACAGGCUGUGUUAGGAGAUGUAGUAGCAGAUAAGCACGAAACUACUCCACUUCAUACAGCAGUGCCUUCUCUUCCUCUACACGAGCGUUUAGUUUUGCAGAAGCCUGCAACUUCUCAGUUACAAGCUGACUUAAGAGAGAAAACUUCUCAAAGACAAGCUGAGUUUAGAGCAGAUAAGCAUGGAGCUUCUCUUGUUCACACUGUGGUGCCUUCUCCUCCAGUAACUGAACACAUCCCUUUGCAGAAACCUGCAACUUCACAAUCACAAGCUGAGAUAAGAGUGGAGACGCGCAAAGCUUCUCUUGUUCACACAGUGAUGCCUUCUUUUGCAGAGUGGAGACUUCCAAUUUACAAGAUCAUUCUCCUAAACAAAUACAAACAGCUAUGGACAUGA